GCGGCGCAGCCCCGGAGCGAGCUUAGCACGGGCGCCACUGCCGCAGGAGGCGCGAGGGGACAAAGGCAUUCAGAUGGCAGAAAACAGUCUUUCAGAUGGAGGCCCUGCAGAUUCUGUGGAAGCUACUAAAAAUGCCAGUAAUACAGAAAAACUCACAGACCAGGUGAUGCAGAACCCACAAGUGCUGGCAGCUUUGCAGGAACGUCUCGACAACGUCUCUCACACUCCUUCUAGCUACAUAGAAACUUUACCCAAAGCUGUCAAAAGGAGAAUUAACGCUCUGAAGCAGCUCCAGGUGAGGUGUGCGCACAUAGAAGCUAAGUUUUAUGAGGAAGUUCAUGACCUGGAGAGGAAGUAUGCAGCCCUGUACCAGCCUCUGUUUGACAAGAGAAGAGAAUUCAUCACUGGUGACGUGGAGCCCACAGAUGCAGAGUCAGCAUGGCACAGUGAGAACGAGGAGGAUGACAAGUUGGCUGGAGAUAUGAAGAAUAAAGUAGUCAUAGCUGAGAAAGAAGAAGCGGCAGUGGAAGAGCUGAACCCCAAAGGCAUCCCUGAGUUCUGGUUUACCAUUUUCAGAAAUGUGGACAUGCUUAGCGAGCUGGUGCAGGAAUAUGAUGAACCGAUCUUGAAACACCUGCAGGAUAUUAAAGUGAAGUUUUCAGACCCUGGGCAGCCUAUGUCUUUUGUGCUAGAGUUUCACUUUGAACCCAACGACUACUUCACCAAUCCUGUCCUGACGAAAACAUACAAGAUGAAAUCAGAGCCAGACAAGGCCGACCCGUUUUCAUUUGAAGGUCCUGAAAUUGUGGACUGUGAUGGGUGUACAAUAGACUGGAAGAAAGGAAAAAAUGUCACAGUCAAAACCAUCAAGAAAAAGCAGAAACACAAGGGCCGGGGCACCGUGCGAACCAUCACCAAGCAAGUGCCCAAUGAGUCUUUCUUCAACUUCUUCAGCCCCCUGAAAGCCUCUGGAGAUGGAGAAUCACUGGAUGAAGAUUCCGAGUUCACCUUAGCCUCUGACUUUGAAAUUGGGCAUUUUUUCCGUGAGCGCAUCGUGCCACGGGCUGUCCUCUACUUCACUGGGGAGGCCAUAGAGGAUGAUGACAAUUUUGAAGAAGGCGAGGAGGGCGAAGAGGAGGAAUUGGAAGGUGACGAGGAGGGAGAAGAUGAGGAUGAUGCUGAUGUUAACCCCAAGAAAGAACCCAGCCAACCAGCGGAGUGCAAGCAGCAGUGAGAAGCAGCGACCCUGUGGGGCUGCCUUGUGGACGGCUGUCAGGACCCCAGGCCGCAGGCAGGGGCCUCAGUCCCUGCCGAAGCAGAAUUUUGUUGACAGUGCUGUGACAUCUAACCAUUUCCAAGUGCAUGUUCCCUCUUCCCCCUUCCCUUCUUACUUUGCUUAACUUGUACAGUGGAGACUGGGCUGCAGUUCAGAAUAGGAGAUUUAGUUGUAGCACCUGUAGCCUUGGUCCCUGAAGACCAUGUGGCCUGGGCUGGGCUGGGGUUGUGCCUGGGAUUGGCAGACCCUAGUGAUUCUGUGCACAUAGCCCUCCCCUACUGAAGAGGUCCCAUGGUUUUCCAGCCGCUGAAUUGUGUGGGAAGCUGCUCCAGCUGCUGUACCUAGCCAUCUCCCAAGCACUGUAGAGGAGGCUGUGCUCGCCUUAGAGCAUUUUGUUUUCUUCGUUUUGGUUUUAGGGGUGGGUGGGUUGUGGCACACACCUCUGAGGCCAGAGCUGUCGGGUUCAUCCUUGUACUUAUUUAUUCACUCAUGCUUGGGGGGGGGAGGGGCUUUGAACUUUACUGUCCUCCCACUUAUGAGACCACGUUGCUGACUUGAUCAGAAGGAUGUGACAAGUGGAGUGAGGCCUGUGGAGGAAGCCCUGCUGCUUCCUGCCACCAACUGUUCUGUGCCAUGCAGACUACCUGUUACUGUCCCACUGGAGGGUGCCAGGCUGUAGCCAGGGUGCAGGGAAUCUCCGGCCUGUACAGCACAGCUUCAGCUUGUACUGUGCAUACCAGGCCUACACCUGGGUUUGGUGACCAGUUUGUGGUUGGUGUGUGUGGGUUAUCCGAGUGUGUGGUUGGGGGUCUCUGGUAGCCGGGACAGGCAUGUCCACAGUGACCAGCCAUGUAGAGUGUGCUCAGCCUUACCCAAUAACACAUUUGUAACUGAAUACGGUGUUUUCAAUUUGUACAGAAUAGUUAGAAUAUUCUAUUAAAGUUGUGAAACACAAAA
Molecule: messenger RNA, 2233 nt
Organism: Psammomys obesus (fat sand rat)
Lineage: Eukaryota; Metazoa; Chordata; Mammalia; Rodentia; Muridae
Gene: Nap1l4
Product: nucleosome assembly protein 1 like 4
Exons: 15
Coding region: 74-1234 (386 amino acids)
Biological process (GO): nucleosome assembly
Cellular component (GO): nucleus; chromatin
Molecular function (GO): histone binding; chromatin binding
Source: RefSeq, a predicted model, not a curated record